Molecule: messenger RNA, 3623 nt
Organism: Haliotis rufescens (red abalone)
Lineage: Eukaryota; Metazoa; Mollusca; Gastropoda; Lepetellida; Haliotidae
Product: wnt inhibitory factor 1-like
Exons: 6
Coding region: 751-1176 (141 amino acids)
Biological process (GO): anatomical structure development
Cellular component (GO): cell surface; extracellular region
Molecular function (GO): signaling receptor binding
Source: RefSeq, a predicted model, not a curated record
CUUAGCGCUAAGAUCGCUUUGUUGAACAGGGCCCUGAACGUUUCCCCUAUUGUAUACACGAGUGUGGUACUUGCAGCUCAGAAAUGUCCUCGAAAACAAAAGUAUAAUGAAUUAAAAUUAAAAUAUAAUUAUCUUAAUUACUUCAUCACAUAUUUGUGAAAUGCAUUGUUUUUUGUUAUUAAGUCCAAAAGUAGUAUUCAUGUGAUUCUCGGCGAUAAAGUCAUAUAAUGUAGGUUAAUCCUUUUAUGAUAGCUGUAAGAACAUACUGAUAUUUACUGUGAAUCAGUGUAAAGAGAUUAGUUAAGACAUCUUUCGAUGCAAUAAUUAUAUUUCCAUGUUAAUUUCCAUCUCUCAACUAUGGAAUACUGUAAGGGUAAUCAGCGUUCCUGAGAUUUUUUAAUCAAGCACGUUUUACAUUGAAACCGGUUCCCAAAAGUUGAGAUUUUAAACACGCGAAAAGGGGAACAUGAUCCUUGCAGUACUCCAUACUGAGCAAAGUUAAAUGUUAACAAAACAAAAUAAGACCUUCUUUAAACAACUAUGUCGAUAAUCUGACAGAGUAAAGUGUUGAUUUCCAUGUCUAUACAAUAAUAAACGACCAAAAAGAUCUGUCAUAAUAAUUUCUCUUCCCCAGCCAUCUGCAUUCCGCCUUGCCUCCAUGGUGGCAAGUGUAAAAGGUUUAACGUGUGUAAAUGUGGAUACGGUUACACAGGGGAGAGGUGUGAACGAGCUUCCUGUCGCCCUAAGUGUAUGAACGGAGCGAAGUGUGUGGGUCCGGACCGGUGCUCCUGUCCCUCAGGAUGGUCAGGAAGGAGAUGUGACAAAGCUGUGUGUCAUCUGUCGUGCCAGAAUGGAGGAGUGUGCUUCAAGCCAGACAUCUGCGUCUGUAGGCGGGGGUACGCCGGGGCCAGCUGCCAGAAACCGUUAUGUUGGCCCCGAUGUCGUCACGGGGGUCGGUGCAUUGCCCCGCAGACAUGUCGCUGUAGACGGGGUUUCAGAGGACGUUUCUGUCAGCGGAGACUAAGAUGGGGCAGGCGGAUUGAGUCCUAUAAUGGAAAAUCGUAUGUGAAAAUACGAAUGAUGUUGAAAUGCCUUGAUAAGAACUGCGCAAAGUCGGCGAGUCGGAUGAGGACAGAAAAAACGCACCUGCCUAGCUACUUCUAUUACUACAGAUAACCUCACGUGAUGACGUAGCAAGAUGAAGUAACCUUGCAUGUCAUUGGUCGAAAAAUCUUCAGAGCACCAAUCGCAGUUGAAGUUGCUUGGGCGCGUCAUUUGAAAAUGGCGUUCUACUAAUUUCAAAGACACGCGACGUUCCAGACCUGUCUUGUACUAAUGCUAAUUACAAACCAUGUUCCGAUUCUGUGUAUAUUUGGCACCAAACUCAAGUGCCCCUUUUUUGCUGAUAAUCCUUAAGGUGCUAUACAUGUAUGUUCAGACAGUAUUAGAUAGUGUGUCGCCUCUGUGUUAGUAUUUAGUUAUCAGGACGUAGAUCUGUGAACAUUAUGCUUGCGCUGUUAAUAUGUAUAUAAGAACUUCAAUCUAUUUGUAUGUUUCGUAAUAUUGCAUGUACAUUCAAAAGAAGGGAGCGGGUGGUCCAGUCGUCUACGGCGCCGCAAUUCACAUGCAAAGUUACCUCCCUUUCGCUUAUGACGAUCCUAUCAAGGAUCGUGCCUUCGAGUUUCAGAUUCGCCUCAUUUAUAUUCCCUUGUUACAACACAGUACCCGUGAUUGGUUCGAAAAAUCGGUUUUCGACAAUCUGCGUCUCUUUGGGCUUUACUUCAUCAUGAACUGGUACAUCGUGAUACUAGUGAAAUACUGUUCAAAGCGGCUUUGUUAUAUGGGAUGAGACACUGUGUCCAGCAAAUAUGUAGUCCUAUUUGGGGUGUCUUUUGAGACAUUAGGCUUGUAAAGGUUAACAGUGCUCAGUCAUUCCAUCCUUUUCAGGUUGUAAACGAAUUCCUUGAAGUGGCACUAGGAUCGUACCACCUGGUAGUCUUUAGUGUCAUUGAAAGGUUUAUCACAAUCCGGAGACAAGUGUUCUUGUCGUCUAAGACGCAGCGAUUCACUGUUCAGACGUCCGUGCCAAGUUCGAAUUCAAGAUCCAAUCAGAUUAUGUUUCUUGGUUACCGUGCACGUGGGUUUCACAAAAGUGGUAAAUGUCUGAGACCUGCAUCAUUUCGGACUUUCCCCUCACAUUAAGCUGGCACGCUGUCAUACAGCUGAAAUACUGUUCAAUGCGGCAUUAAACCAAACUCCCUUAGGAAUAUCCUAAUGACACGGAGACGAUGUACCAGGACCGCACAAUUAGUUCAAAGAAACUGGCAAUGAGCAAAACACUUUGGAGCCUAGUACCUCUUUGAUUGUUUCCUGUGUAACCUCAUUUAUUAGUCUUACAGCUAAUAUUGACAUUAAAAUGCGUAUGCUCCAGUGCUUUUUGUACCAUAAUCAUAAUGUCAUUCAUCUGUCUUCUGUGUCAUUCCUGUUCACGUGUCCAUAGUCUACUUCAGGCCUUUACAACAGUACCAGCAACCCUAGCUGCAACCAUGUGGAUCGUCUUCAAUGAAGCUUGGUUGGCCCAGUGGGCACGGUGUUCGCUGUGCAGAGCUGCGUCCUCUAAGUGUUAGGACUCGCUGAUCGUGGGUUUGAAUCUCAUGUUCUUCCCGAUCGUUGGUCUGUCAGCUCCCUACCGGUGCCCGUUUAUUUCCCCAAAGGGGUAAACGACAACGGUCUGUGCUUGCGUCCAAGCUUACAUGCCGUGAUAUAACUGAAACACUGUUUAAGUCGGACCUGAACCAACUCACUCACUCAUCCAGCUUCUGAUAUGAAUGUAAUGACACCUCAGCAUAGGGCUAAAAACAGAAUGUGACUUGAACAUCGUAACGGUGAGCCUCCAUGUCUUGUUUUGUAUACGGUCAGGGAAUUUGCGGUGUUUUAUUCGCGUUAUGAUAUUACUCAUUCAAUUAUAAUAAUUAUGCAUUAAAUUUAGUUAUUAGUGCCGAUAUUGUGCAUCUUGAUGCUUGAAAAUAGACUCACCGAUGACGUUGAAAUAAUCGCAUACUAAGAAACAUUUUGUGAGUUCUUCUCAGAUUGUUUUUUGUUCUCAGAUUAUGUUUUUAGCUCUGGAGCUGUCUGAUGCACUUUUCAUCAAAUUCAACCUUUAAAAAUGAAUCCCAAUAAAACACACUAAUCUAAGCAAUCUAGAGAACAUUUGUUUCGGACAGUAGUGUAUCUGCUCAAAACGUUCAGAACUUUAUCUAAAAUAUCGAUGUUUAAUUUCCUUAGUUUUAUGAUUGUAAAUAUCAGUUAUUUUGAGUCCUGUUCCUUGUCCCUUGCUCCAGACUGUUACAAGCCAUUUCACGGUCAGGUAAAACGGAUACAUGUUACUUUGUUAGACAUAUUAAUGACAAGCUAAGCUGCUGAUUUGCAUAAUGGCAUACACGCAAGUAGGCCUUGUCCAAUGUUUUACAUGACUUUGUUUAAAAAACAUACUUGUGUUAGAAGUAUUAGGAGUCUAAUAAAGCGUUAUUUCUUGACACCCAGUGUGUAUAUCUGCAUUCACACACUUGUAAAUUGACAAAAAGUCCUUAAUUUAUAUAUGUGAUUAAAUUUAUCUUUAUCGA